Molecule: messenger RNA, 1287 nt
Organism: Thlaspi arvense
Lineage: Eukaryota; Viridiplantae; Streptophyta; Magnoliopsida; Brassicales; Brassicaceae
Source: the annotation of a GenBank genome assembly
AUGGGCAAAGAGAAUCCGGCGGAGAAAUCCCUAAACCUGAUUCGCGGGAGGCUCUGCGAUCCUACUUUCGUCUUCAGACCUCUUUCCGUUUCCCCAGAGAGUAACUACAGCAAGUUGAGGUUCAUUGUUUCGACCUCUAUCACAGAGGGCUGCAACAAUUCAAUCUUGCUUCUGGGCCCUCGAGGCUCUGGAAAAGCCGCCGUCUUGGAUCUCGUUGUUGGUGAUUUAUUGGAGGAGUAUCCAGAUUCAGUAUCAGUAAUCAGAUUGAAUGGACUCCUACAUAGUGACGAUAAUUGUGCAUUCAAGGAAAUUGCUAGACAGUUGUGCAUGGAACACAGCCUGCUCUUUUCCAAAAUGGCAUCAUUCGAUGAGAAUUCGCAGUUCAUAAUAGCCAUGCUUCGGGAAUGUGGACUAGCUCAUAAGACAAUCAUAUUUGUGCUUGAUGAAUUUGACAUGUUUGCACAGGCAAGAAUUCUGAAUCCUUACAGUUUGCUAAUUGGAAAACAGCGGUUGCUGUACAGUUUACUGGAUGCUAUGCAAUCUGUAACAUCACAAGCUGUUGUCGUUGGUAUUAGUUCUCGACUGGACGCUGAUCAACUUUUGGAGAAAAGGGUGAGAUCUCGCUUUUCACACAGGAAAAUUUUGUUUAUUCCUCCAUCUAGGGAAGAAUUUGACAGUUUAUUGGAGCACCUGCUGUCUCUACCAGCAGACUCAAGCUUCCCCAGUGGAUAUGUGUCUCGGUUCAAUGAAAAGAUUAAGAAUAUAACAUCAGACACGAGAUUUAAAGACAUGCUGAAGACAUUUUUUAAUGCCAAUUCUACUGUCAACAGUUUGCUAAAGUUUAUAUUCCGCGCUGUCUCUUUGAUGAAUAUGGAAUCGGGCCUCCUCUCACUUGAGAACUUCAAAGCAGCACUUUCAAGUAUGCAAAGGCAACCCAAGUUGGAAGCCGUUAGAGAUUGUUCCAUACUGGAGCUUUAUCUUCUGGUGUGCAUGAGGAGGCUAGAAGUGAAAGAGCAAAGCUCAUACAACUUCAUCAGUGUGAUGAAAGAGUACAAGACGAUACACGAUUCUUUUCAAACCUCGGACUACUACGCGCAAAAUGUCUGCCUACGGGCAUUUGAGCACCUGAAAGAGCGAGAAGUUAUAUGCUACGCGGAGAAUAGAGGACAAUCUCAGACAGGUGAGUACCGUCCGAUGAAGCUUUUGAUAUCAGCCUCUGAGCUUCAUCAGGGAAUGAGAUCUCAUGCGUGUUGUCCCGCCAUUCUUGUCAAGUUACUGGACCAUUAA